AUGUCACUCCUUCUCUCCACGAUCCCUGAUCUUACUCCCUACGUGACGAAGAAAGGCGCAUAUCCAGCGGCACACGGUGGUUUCGCAGACAUAUGGAUGUGCACGUUGAGCAAUGAAGCAUAUCCAUCGAUUACACAACACGUCGCCGUGAAAGUCCUUCGCUCACUUGGUGGGGCAUUUAAUGACGAGGAUAAGCACGAAAAGAGACUUCGGCGGGAGCUUGCGGUCUGGCUGAAGCUCAAGCAUCCCCAAGUAUUGCCACUUUACGGUAUUGUAUCGGACUUUGGGCCCUAUCCAUCUAUGGUCUGCCCGUGGAUGGAUAGAGGAAAUCUAAACAAUUAUCUUAUCAUCCAUCUGUUAACACGAGACUCGGAGCUGAGCCAAGUCUGCGCUGGACUGGCCUAUCUACACUCCCGCUCAGUGGUACAUGGAGAUCUUACAGGUUGCAACGUGCUCAUCAAUGGCGACGGGGAUGCGUGUUUAAGUGACUUCGGUCUGUCAACUAUUAUUUCGGAUCUGCAAGGUGUCUCCACCUUUACUUCAUCCAUUGGUGGAAACGUCCGCUUCGCGGCCCCUGAGUUGUAUGAAGUCGGCGACGACGAUAUUAGGACAUUCCCCACUGCGCGCAGUGACAUCUACUCACUUGGCAGCGUAAUACUUCAGACGCUGACCGGGGUGAUACCCUACCAUUAUAUGAGAACAGAUGGCCAGGUACUCAUAGAGUUAUCGCGAGGUGUACAUCCACGCCGGCCGCAAGACCCGAUUGUCACAGAAGCACGCUGGGGAUUGUUGUGUGCUUGUUGGGAGCGCGACCCAUUACGCCGACCCACGCUAGAGGCCGUCGCUGAAUGCCUUGAGGGCCCAGAAAGAAUAUUCCGCCCAGCCCCACCUGCACUGGCCCAUAUAACUGGUCUCCAUCGGGACUCUAUGAUCAACCUCUCACAUGGACGAAAGAUGGAGUCAUGGACAGCUCAUUACGAAGAUAGGGUUGUCGCUGUCAAGAUGUUCAGGUUACCUUGGUCAACCCUAGAGAAAGGCGCGGCUCUGCAGGAAAUGCAAAAUAUCGGACAAAUAGAACAUGACCAUCUUCUUGCCUAUGUCGCUACGACGGAGUAUGAUGGUUUUCCAGGUGUUGUGAUGCCAUGGCUUUCCACUUUUAAUCUCUGUUCGUACCUACCAAACACCUAUGUUCCCGUUUCUCGGAAGCUUGUCCUUCUUCGACAAAUUGCCAGCGCCUUGUCCCACCUCCACUCUACGGGCCUUGUCCACGGGGGAAUGACUGGGUGGAAUAUACUCAUUACCGAUGACGGAGAGGCUAAGCUCAGCAAUUUUGGGAUCAUGCCUAUUCUCUAUCGGCACACCGAGCCUUCUAAGAUGUCAGAAACCUAUGACGAGGAUUGCCGAUGGGCUGACCCGAUUCUUUGGUUUGAACGCACCGAUGGCAAAUCUCGUCCAUCGGAAACGUUUGCCACCGAUAUCUACGCAUUUGGACGUGUGGUGUACCAGAUUAUGACCAACGAAGCACCAUUCUAUGACCCCUGUGAUGAUAUGAAGAAGUUUCGGUCUCUUCUGAAAAACUAUACGGUUGCUACGUUUCGUCCUCCCAUACCCCCAAACCAGUUGGGCGAUAUCUGGAAGCUUGCUGGGGACUGCUGGGAGGUUGAUCAUCGCAAGCGGCCAACGAUGCAGAUGAUUAUCUCUCAACUUUCCACCAUAGCUACCCCACUACCCACCUCGCCGUGGACUGUUAGGAUGGGGCAUCGGAGUAUUCCCUUUGAUCGUACGACGGUUCAGCGCGAUGACGGCCCGCGAGUAGAAUGA
Messenger RNA from Pleurotus ostreatus (oyster mushroom), 1821 nucleotides. RefSeq lists its product as uncharacterized. Gene Ontology annotation, molecular function: protein kinase activity; ATP binding. The coding region runs from base 1 to 1821 and encodes 606 amino acids. Lineage: Eukaryota; Fungi; Basidiomycota; Agaricomycetes; Agaricales; Pleurotaceae. The transcript has 13 exons. The record is from RefSeq and is a predicted model, not a curated record. Gene Ontology annotation, biological process: protein phosphorylation.